This is a messenger RNA of Colletotrichum lupini, 606 nucleotides long. RefSeq lists its product as uncharacterized. The transcript is spliced from 3 exons. The record is from RefSeq and is a predicted model, not a curated record. Bases 1 to 606 code for a protein of 201 amino acids. Lineage: Eukaryota; Fungi; Ascomycota; Sordariomycetes; Glomerellales; Glomerellaceae.
AUGUCACACUCUUCGCAUGCAUGGAGGGUCCCCGACGAUCGCAAACUUGAUUUUUUAGGGGGCGGCGCCGCGGCGGCUCACUCGUGGACCUCCCCAGAUAGGCAUGUCCCUUGUUUUGACGACUGCGAUUUACGGGCACUGCAGUUUAUGUACGGACAUCCAGUCAAGCCAGUGAAGGUGAGCCUGGUAGGACAACCAGGCCCUAGCACACCGAGGUACCCAGGAACAGCCGCUACCAUCGAUAACUCGUCCUUGUUGAGUUGCUCCAGUCUCCAGGGGGCCCAAAGCGGCGAAAACGGGGAUCUGCAAACCUACCGAGUAACAUCGGCAGGAAUAUUUCAGGAAAUCUUCGGCGGACCACUCGGGCAAGUGGGCACAGAAGCCACGGAGGCAAUGCCGAAGAAAAGGGUCCAAGAUUCCAAAAUCCUUGAUUGGUGCCCUGGUUCACUCGAGUCCCUGAUUUUGGACCAUGCGCGGACUGUAAUCCGGAUUCAGAUCAGGUUCAUCAACAAGCUGAUGGUGUUAUUGUUGACUUCUAUAGUUAAUGGCUUCUCCUCUCUCGUAACUUGGUCUGAGGACUGGCCCGAGACAUUCCGUGCAGCAUAA